Molecule: messenger RNA, 4094 nt
Organism: Glycine soja
Lineage: Eukaryota; Viridiplantae; Streptophyta; Magnoliopsida; Fabales; Fabaceae
Product: nodal modulator 1-like
Exons: 27
Coding region: 167-3754 (1195 amino acids)
Cellular component (GO): endoplasmic reticulum membrane
Molecular function (GO): carbohydrate binding
Source: RefSeq, a predicted model, not a curated record
AAUUGAGGUCCUUUUGUUUUUUGUUUCGUUCUAAAAUCCCAUAAACCCUCCCAGACCUGGGAGUGAAGUGGCUCCAUUAAAUACAGAAAAAUAUAAAUAUUCGUAUGAUUCUCCAGAUCUGUUCAUCCACCUUAGGUUGAAUUCAUCGCCGAGCAUCAGAUCCGAAAUGUCGAUCGGAGAUGCUUUUCUAUGCUUACUAUUCAUAGCAACUUGUUCGAUUUCAGCUGCUUCUGCUGAUUCCAUCUAUGGCUGCGGUGGAUUUGUCGAGGCGAGCUCAUCGUUGGUGAAGUCGAGGAAACAAACUGAUGUCAAAUUGGACUAUUCCGAUGUCACGGUUGAGCUUCAAACUGUGGAUGGACUGGUAAAGGAUAGAACACAAUGUGCUCCAAAUGGAUACUAUUUUAUUCCAGUAUAUGACAAGGGUUCCUUUGUAAUUAAAAUUAAUGGACCUCCAGGAUGGACAUGGGAUCCAGAAAAGGUUCCUGUGGUGGUUGACAAUAAUGGUUGCAAUGGCAAUGAAGAUAUAAACUUCCGUUUCACAGGGUUCACUAUAUCUGGUAGAGUUGUGGGAGCUGUUGGGGGAGAAAGUUGUUCAGUUAAAAAUGGAGGUCCUUCAAAUGUAAAAGUUGAACUUUUGUCCCUUUCGGGGGAUCUUGUCUCUUCAGUCUUAACUUCAUCGUCAGGGAGUUACUUGUUUACAAAUAUAAUUCCAGGAAAAUAUGAACUACGCGCUUCAAAUCCUGAUAUGAAAGUUGAAGUUAAAGGUUCAACACAGGUUGAAUUGGGCUUUGGAAAUGGGGUAGUUGAUGAUAUUUUCUUUGUCCCUGGGUAUAGUAUCAGUGGAUUUGUUGUUGCUCAGGGAAAUCCAAUAUUAGGAGUUUAUAUUUUCUUACAUUCAGAUGAUGUUUCUGAAGUAGAGUGUUUGAAAGGUUCUGCUAAUGGUCCACGACAAGGAGUAGCUCUCUGUCAUGCUGUAUCAGAUGCUGAUGGGAAGUUCACAUUCAAUUCAAUACCUUGUGGAAGUUAUGAACUUGUGCCCUACUAUAAGGGUGAAAAUACAGUAUUUGAUGUUUCGCCACCCAGCGUCUCAGUUAAUGUUAAGCACCAGCAUGCAACAGUGCCUCAAAAGUUUCAGGUAACUGGAUUUUCUGUUGGAGGCCGUGUAGUUGAUGGAAAUGGCAUGGGAGUGGAGGGGGUCAAAAUCAUAGUUGAUGGUCAUGUAAGGUCUAUUGCUGACAAUCAAGGAUAUUACAAGCUUGAUCAGGUUACAUCCACGCACUAUACCAUAGAGGCCCAAAAGGAGCAUUACAAAUUCAAGAAAUUGGAGAAUUAUAUGGUAUUGCCAAAUAUGGCUUCAAUAGAAGACAUCAAUGCCAUUUCAUACAAUCUUUGUGGUUUGGUUAGGAUGGCUAGUGGUGGUCUGAAAGCGAAGGUGGCUUUGACUCAUGGACCUGAUAAUGUGAAACCACAAAAGAAGCAAACAGAUGAAAAUGGAAACUUCUGCUUUGAGGUUCCUCCUGGUGAAUAUCGCUUGUCAGCCAUUGCUGCUACUCCUGAGAAUGGUGCUGGACUCAUGUUUGCUCCAUCUUAUAUUGAUGUUGUGGUCAAAAGUCCCCUGUUGAAUAUUGAAUUUUCACAAGCUUUGGUCAAUAUUCAUGGUGCUGUAUCCUGCAAGGAGAAAUGUGGCCCAUUUGUAUCCGUUACUCUGGUGAGACAGGUUGAUAAACACAAUGAAGAGAGAAAGACAAUUAGCUUGACCACCGAGAGUAGUGAAUUUCUGUUUUCAGAUGUUAUUCCUGGAAAAUACAGCCUUGAGGUCAAACAUAGUUCCCCUGAAUCAGUGACCUUGGAAGAUAAUUGGUGCUGGGAACAGAGCUUCAUAGAUGUAAAUGUUGGUGCUGAGGACUUAGAAGGAAUCCUUUUUGUUCAAAAAGGCUACUGGGUCAAUAUUAUCUCCACUCACAAUGUUGAUGGUUACCUGACUCAACCCGAUGGGUCAAAUGUGAAUUUUAAAAUUCAGAAAGGUUCUCAGCAUAUAUGUGUAGAACAACCUGGCGUACAUGAAUUUCAUUUUGUUGACUCGUGUAUCUUCUUUGGGAGUUCAUCAGUGAAAAUUAAUACAUCUGAUCAAUCACCCAUCCAUCUAACAGGAGAGAAGUAUCUUCUCAAUGGACAAAUAAAUGUGCAGUCUGGCUCACUUGAUGCAUUGCCUGAUAGUAUAGUUGUUGAUAUUAAACAUGAUAGAACUGGUGUUAUUGAUUAUGCUACAGCCAUACUUAAGUCCCAUGUGAAAGAUGAAACGGGGGCUGCUAUAUUUGAGUAUUCCGUUUGGGCCAAUCUAGGAGAAAAGCUUACCUUUGUUCCUCAGGACUCAAGGAGUGAUGGGCAGAAGAAACUUUUAUUUUAUCCUAGAGAACAUCAAGUAUCAGUCACAGAUGAUAAUUGUCAAGUUUAUAUUCCUACAUUUUCUUGUCAACUGGGUGCAUAUAUUGAAGGAUCAGUUUCACCUCCUCUUUCUGGCGUCCAUAUCAGAAUUUUUGCUGCUGGAGACAGCAGCAUUAGUACACUUAAAAGUGGUGAAUUGGUUCUUGAAACGACCACUGGUACUGAUGGUUCCUUUGUGGCAGGUCCUCUGUACAAUGAUAUUGGUUACAAUGUUGAGGCUUCAAAGCCUGGAUAUCAUUUAAAACAAGUUGCACCUCAUUCCUUUACUUGUCAGAAGCUUAGUCAAAUUUCAGUACACAUACAUCACAAAGAUGAUGCUAAAGAGCCCAUUCCUUCUGUUCUGUUGUCUUUGAGUGGUGACAAUGGUUAUAGAAACAACUCAGUAUCAGGAGCUGGAGGGACAUUCCUGUUUGACAAUUUGUUUCCUGGAAUGUUUUAUUUGCGUCCUGUUUUGAAGGAGUAUGCUUUCUCACCUCCAGCACAGGCAAUAGAGCUUGGAGCAGGGGAGUUCAAAGAAGUAGUUUUCCGGGCCACACGUGUAGCCUACAGUGCUACAGGUAUAGUCACUCUCUUGUCUGGUCAACCCAAAGGAGAAGUUUCGGUUGAAGCAAGGUCAGAGUCAAAAGGCUAUUUUGAGGAAACUGUGACAGAUUCUUCUGGAAAUUAUCGUCUGAGAGGACUACUGCCUGAUACUGACUAUGUUGUUAAAGUGGCUAAAAGGGACGUGGGCAGUUCUAAUAUAGAGCGUGCAUCUCCAGAUUCUAUUGCUGUCAAGGUUGGAACUGAGGAUAUCAAGGGAUUGGAUUUUAUAGUUUUUGAGGAGCCGGAAAUGACAAUUAUAAGUUGCCACGUUGAAGGAAAUGGUACAGAUGAACUACGUAAACACCUGAUGGUAGAAAUCAGGUCAGCUAGUGACCUAAACAAGAUAGAGUCAGUCUUCCCCCUACCAAUUUCAAACUUCUUCCAAGUGAAGGGCUUAUCAAAGGGCAGACACCUUCUAAAGCUUCAAUCUGGUCUCCCAUCAAGCUCACUUAAAUUUGAAUCUGAUCUCAUUGAGGUCGACUUGGAGAAAAAUGUUCAGAUCCAUGUUGGCCCACUGAGAUACUGGAUUGAAGAUCAGCUGAAGCAGGAGCUGACUCCGGCACCAGUAUUCCCUCUUAUAGUUGCAUUUCUAGUUGUUGCACUAUUUCUUAGCAUGCCAAGAUUGAAGGAUUUGUAUCAAGCCACGGUAGACAUACCCACACCAGGACUCACUGCGGUUUCAAGAAAAGACGUGAAGAAGCCGAUGUUGCGAAAGAAGACUUAUUAAAUCUCCUUUCCAACCAUAGGAGUCAUACGGUAGUAUAACUGCUCUUGAGAGUCUUAGUUGAGUUACUUUGAUAGCUUUCACGUUCUCUGAUAGGUUUGGAUGUUUUUCUUUAUUUAUCUGGUGGGGCAAAAUGCAAGAUAGGAUGUAAUUAAUAAUUGUUCCUUCAUUGUUGGUAUAAUAUGGUUUUACUUUUUGGCUGAGGAGAAAACGUGAAUAGAAGCAAUAUGUAUUUGUUGCUUCUGAAUUUUUGUUUUAUUUUGUUUUUUUGCAGCCAAAUGUAUUGAGCUUGAACGUUUUGACCCUAUUUGGAAGUGCCUGAUUUGUUUAUCAUACAACGAAA